GCCCUACAAAAUGACAAACAUUCCUUUCACUGUUUGCCUCGUGAUGGACGAACGGCGGGGUGAUCCCUCGAUCUCAUACGUGGUUCACCAUGCCUGAGAUACUGGACCAAUGUUUGCAAAGUAAAGUGACAUGACCGGUCACCUUCUCUCAAAGACAUGAACUUCAACAGGAUGACCACCAUCAUUGAGGAUGACGACGAUGAUGUCCAAGUCCUCCACUCCAACCGGUCUCCUUUCUCCAAGCCUUCUUCUCCUCCUUACUUCCCUGAAAUGGAUGGGGCCACAAGUGCCCGGUGUAGCCCUAUCCAUGAACAGAGCCAAAAACCGAACUCUCCUCCAGCCACCCAUCUCUUUGAAAGUGACCGGGUUCCUCAUCCCAAGAAGGAUGUCAAGGCCAAAGGGAAGGGGACCGGUCAUUCUUCUUCUCAGAAAAGGAAGAGUUCCCACAAGACUUCCAGGGGGAAAGGAGGAAGAAGGUCAAGCUAUCAGAUCUAGAAGGGGAAUCCAUCGAAGUGACCUUUUUAUCCCUGGCCCAGAAACUCAGCAAGGUAUCAACUCUGAUUUUCCUCCCGGUUUAAUUAUUUCCUUCGCUUUUACUGACAAGCUUGUUUUCCAGGUCGGAGUUCUAUCCGAAGAAGUUGGCCGGUCACUCCUGGAGUCCAAGGACCAGGUCUCCGAACUUACCUUCCUUCUUGAUUCUGCAAAGUUGGAGAUCAAUGACCAGGCCGAGAGGGAGAAGAGACUUGAAGAGGAGCUGAACGAAGAGAGGGCCAGGCUAGACGAGGAAAGAGCCAAGCUGGCGGAGGAGAAGAGAAAGGUGGCUGAGCUAGAGGAAGCUUUGGGACAGGCUGAAGAAUCCGUCCGGGCAAAGGAGCAGUCUUUUCUUGAUGAUGCUGCAACUUGGGCCGCUUGCCAUCACACUGAAGUUGCCCGGUCCGUUCUCACCAAGCCGGAGGAUACCAUGGAUUUUUUCAAGACCAUGUACAAAGAACCAGAGGGCAUGAGGAUGAUAACUGAGAUCGGGUCAUACGGCUUCCAGUGUGGCCAGAAGGAUGAGAGGUCCCUUCUCUAUGCCAGGCUCCAGAAGAGGGACCCUUCGUUUGACCCGGUCAAGAUGAAGCUUCCUCCUUUGUACAAGGAAGAGCCAGCUCCCCCUUUCCCUUUGCAGUAGGUUAGGGUAUUCUCCAUGAAAAAACUCUGAAUUUUCUUAAGGCCUGGGGGAUGUCCGGCCUACUUAUGAUUUUUAUGAGAUUUAAAUCUUCUUGGCAUGCUCUUGAAUUUUACCGGUCGAUCUGCUUCAAUUUGCAUGGUUGAACUUCUUUUCUAUGCAUGGUUAUUGUCUCUUGCAUGAUAGUUUUUCUUUUCUUUUUCUUGAUCGCCUUUGAAUGAACUUCCAAGUCAAUA
Molecule: messenger RNA, 1404 nt
Organism: Cuscuta campestris
Lineage: Eukaryota; Viridiplantae; Streptophyta; Magnoliopsida; Solanales; Convolvulaceae
Source: the annotation of a GenBank genome assembly